Molecule: messenger RNA, 2462 nt
Organism: Oncorhynchus gorbuscha (pink salmon)
Lineage: Eukaryota; Metazoa; Chordata; Actinopteri; Salmoniformes; Salmonidae
Product: galectin-3-like
Exons: 6
Coding region: 163-1371 (402 amino acids)
Biological process (GO): macrophage chemotaxis; eosinophil chemotaxis; negative regulation of extrinsic apoptotic signaling pathway
Cellular component (GO): immunological synapse; nucleus
Molecular function (GO): laminin binding; carbohydrate binding; IgE binding
Source: RefSeq, a predicted model, not a curated record
GGUGACGUCAUAAUUCGGGGCGUGUGCAGACUGUGCAUUUCCCUUCGGGAGUUUUCGUACAGUAAUUUUUAAUCUCAACCUUGGUACAUUCUUUUUUUUUUGUGUCUAACUUUAGGAUUUGUUGAAAGACGUCCCUCUUUUUUUUUUUUGUUUGUCGAGGACAUGGAUUUCUCGCUGGCAGAUGCCAUAGCGGACGAUGUCCCGGGCCAAGCUGAGAAAGCGAGUAACCCCAACCCAGCCGCCCCUCCUCCUCCCACUAACCCAGGAUGGCCUGGUGCAGCUCCUGGAGCCCCAACACAGCCCUCUGCUCCUGGGGGAUUCCCUGGGGGGCCACAGUCUGGUCCAGGGGCCCCAGGGCAGUACCCUGGAAGCCAAGGACCGUUCUCUUCUGGUCCCGGAGCCCCAGGGCAGUAUCCUGGAGCUCCCUCUGCCCCCGGUGGGUUCCCGCCCGGACCAGGGGUACCGGGACAGUACCCAGCCGGGCCCGGAGCACCGGGACAGUACCCAGCCGGGCCCGGAGCACCGGGACAGUACCCAGCCGGGCCCGGAGCACCUGGACAGUACCCAGCCGGGCCCGGAGCACCGGGACAGUUCCCUGGACAGUUCCCCCCUGGUGGGACCCCUGGUCAUUUCCCUGGAGGCCCAAUGCAGUACCCAUCUGAACCCUUCCAGACUAGCCCUGGAGCACCCCCAGGACCCUAUCCUAACGUGCCUUACCCAGGAGCCCAGCCUGGUGGGGGGAUGUAUGGGCCUGGAGGUCCAGGAGCUGCCUUCCCCCCUGGAGGAGGCACCUUUCCUGGGUUCCCUGGUGGGGCCUUCCCUCCAAUCCCCCCUGGAUCAUGGAGUCCUGGGGGCGGUGGAGUUUUCCCUCCCCAGCCCGGUCACCCUGGCUCUUUCGGUCCAGGUCCCAUGGGACCAUACGGGGGAUCGGCAGCUCCAGGAGGCAUGUUGCCGGUGCCGUACGAACUGCCUCUCCAUGCUGGCAUCAUGUCCAGGCUGUUGAUCACCAUUGUAGGGGAACCCAUUGUUGGAGGAGAAAGGUUCCAUGUUGACUUUUUAAAAGAAGAGGACGAGGAGGACGAUGAAGAGGUUGUAUUCCACCUCAACCCUCGUUUCUAUGAACAACAGGUUGUCCGUAACUCCCACCUGGAUGGGUGUUGGGGUCCAGAGGAGAGAGACGGAGGCUUCCCCUUCGUUCCUGGACAACGUUUUGAGCUGAAGGUGCUAGUGGAAGAGGACUCGUUUAAAGUAGCCGUGGACGGGAACCAUUGUCUGGAGUAUGAGCACAGAGCCGGAGGGUUUGAGGACGUCACCCUGCUACGUGUGGUGGGGGAUGUCACUCUCUACAGCGUGGCCCCAAGCAUGAUCUAACACUCCAGAGAGACUACCGCCCAGUCCCAAAUGGCACCUCAUUCCGAUAGGCUCUUGUCAAAGAAAAGUAGUGCACUACAUAGGGAAUAAGGUGCCAUAGGGCUCUGGUCAAAAGUAGUGCACUACAUAGGGAAUAAGGUGCCAUAGGGCUCUGGUCAAAAGUAGUGCACUACAUAGGGAAUAGGGUGCCAUUUGGGAUGUAAAGUCCAGUUCACUUCACCUGACUGACACUGUGGCCAAUGAUCUGGAUGGGGGCGGUGCAGCUCACAUACCUCUUUUCACACUACCGUGCUGAACCAAACUGCUAGCUAGCAUGGUUCCAGCAGCUGUGGCGGAUGGGUAACCAGGCCCGGCUCGGUUUAGCUCCGUGGUGUGAAAAGCCCUACACAGCAUGUCCUGUAGGCUAUAGGUAAAAAAAAAAAAAAAGAGAUCUAAUUAUUUGACUGUGUCAUUUAAAACGUGGUAGUAAUCUAUACAAACGAGGGCAAGGAACUAGGCUAUGUAACGGUAUCGGAGAAGGAGGUAUCUGCUUUUUAACGGCAGUUCUAGGGAACGUAACCAUAUUUAUUCUGCAUGAAAUGUCUCAAGGACAAAGGGGGGCGUGUCCUUUUAGCAUUUCACAAUGUUGUCAUGACGGCAGCAAAGUAGACUGUAUAUUGUUUUUGUAUGUCUAUAAUUACAAAUGAGCCUUUCAGGGUUAUGAUGCAUGUUGUGUGUGUAACCAAUGGACUGAACAUCCGUGUAGCUUUUGCUUUGAAACACUUUAUUCUGUUGCAAUGCUGUCUGCAAGACUGAAUGGACAUGGACUAGAAGGAUAGAGAGAGAGCCUCUGUGGACUGUAAACUGGUCUAGGGUUCAUUUAGCCAAGAUCGUAACAUGUGUUUAGACAUUUUACAGUAUUAAUCCUCUAGGUCUUGCCGAUUUUUAAAGGUCCGUUAAAUGUUAUGAAGUAGUCAGAUCUGCAGCUAAAAUGAAACGUAAACUGUCGUAGCUAAAUCAAUGUAUCACUUUGUAGAUGUUACCAAAGACUUAAGUAUUAUUUUCAAAAUGAAGUUUUGUCAAUAAAGAAUGAAGAGAGCUGAUACAUUCUA